Aspergillus ibericus CBS 121593 is the source of this 3121-nucleotide messenger RNA. RefSeq names its product autophagy protein ATG9 (gene atgI). The transcript is spliced from 2 exons. Lineage: Eukaryota; Fungi; Ascomycota; Eurotiomycetes; Eurotiales; Aspergillaceae. Gene Ontology annotation, biological process: autophagy of mitochondrion; protein localization to phagophore assembly site. Bases 135 to 2984 code for a protein of 949 amino acids. Gene Ontology annotation, cellular component: autophagosome; phagophore assembly site. The record is from RefSeq and is a predicted model, not a curated record.
GGUGCUUCUCUACUCCCUAUAUAGCUUUUUCUACCUGCAUGGCACAGAAGUGACCUGAAGGCACGGCUCUUACGGCCGCUAUAAUGUACUGAUGAUUCUAUACUCCAUCUCUUACCCAAAUACUCUAUGCCAGGAUGAUGACCUCAAACCUCUUGUCCCGUUUCCUUCCUCCCAACGGCUCCCCAUCAGUAUAUGAGACGAUCCGGCAACAUGAUUCUCACUCCGACUCAUCCGAUAUCGAGGAACGCGCAGGCAUGUCACUGGAAGGUGAUCACAGGGAUCGGUUUAGCGAGCAUGAGCUGGAAGAUGCUCUAGCAGAUGCUGGGAGAGAUGAUUCGCCCGGUCCGAGCGAUCCAUUCCUCCCCUCUCGGAGUCCACCAAGGCAAAGGGACGAUGACGGCUUCCUCAAAGCUGGCUCUCGUCGUCGCAAAUUCAGCCGUUCCGCUCGGAUACACGCGCCCUCACCACGUCACAAAUUCGAUGAUAGCGAUGAUGAUGUUCCUGCCUCUCUUCUCGUGGAAGGAGGCCAGGACGAAGAUGAUGAUCUGGAGUCGAAGCUUCCGCCACCUCCAUCUUUUCAAGAACCCCCGAGCAGGGACCCCCCGCCCAGACCUUCACCUCGAGAAGACCGAGCUCGCUGGGAAACGACCCGCGAGCGAUUGCCGCUACACGAUACAACUCGGAGGGGCCACCAGGGGACUCUGUGGUCGGCGGGAUACCCCAACUUGGCCACGGUAGAUCCUAAAGAGAAGGCAAUGUGGAUGUGGGCAAAUGUUGAAAAUCUGGACAAUUUCUUGAAAGAUGUUUACACCUACUACCUGGGGAAUGGAAUUUGGUCGAUUUUGCUGAACAGGGUCCUGAGUCUCUUAACCUUUGGGUUCGUCGUAGGGUUCAGCAUUUUCCUCACCAAUUGCAUUGACUACCGCAAGGUACGCGGAAGUAGGACUCUGGACGACAUCCUUAUCCAGAGAUGUACAAAGCAAAUGUCCAUGUCCGCCACCUUCUUGCUGUGGCUGCUUUCUGUCUUCUGGAUCGGCAAGGCUUUCCAGUACCUGUUAGAUAUCAGAAGGCUCAAGCAUAUGCAUGACUUCUAUCACUACUUGCUCGGAAUCUCUGAUGCCGAGAUCCAAACAAUAUCCUGGCAGGAAGUUGUCAGUCGGCUGAUGACUCUUAGAGAUUCUAACCCCGCAACUGCAGGUACAGUCUCUGCGAAGCUUCGCAAGUUUAUGGGGAGCCAGUCCAAGCAGCGUAUGGAUGCUCACGAUAUCGCGAAUCGGCUGAUGCGCAAGGAAAACUACCUGAUUGCUUUGGUAAAUAAAGAUAUACUAGAUCUGACGCUUCCGAUCCCGUUUUUGAGGAACCGACAGUUGUUCUCUCGGACGCUCGAAUGGAACAUCAACCUCUGCAUCAUGGAUUAUGUCUUUAACGAGCAGGGCCAAGUGCGGACAUUGUUUCUGAAAGAUACCCACCGACGCGCUUUGAGCGAGGGUCUGCGGCGCCGCUUCAUGUUUGCAGGCAUCAUGAACAUCUUUGUAGCCCCGUUCAUUGUCGUUUAUUUCAUGAUGCACUACUUCUUCCGCUAUUUUAACGAGUACAAAAAGAAUCCGUCUCAGAUCGGAUCCCGCCAAUACACCCCGCUGGCCGAGUGGAAAUUCCGCGAGUUCAACGAGCUGUGGCACCUGUUUGAGCGGCGUGUCAAUAUGUCUUACCCCUUCGCAAGCCGCUAUGUGGACCAGUUUCCCAAAGAUAAGACGGUCCAGUUUGCCGGGUUCGUGGCGUUCGUCUCGGGGGCUUUAGCCUCGGUGCUGGCCCUGGCGUCCGUUGUGGACCCGGAGCUGUUUUUGGGAUUCGAGCUCACUAACGACCGGACCGUGCUUUUUUACCUGGGUGUCUUUGGUUCCAUUUGGGCGGUUGCCCAAGGGUUGGUCCCCGAAGAAACCAAUGUGUUUGAUCCCGAGUAUGCGCUCUUGGAAGUGAUCAAUUUCACUCAUUACUGCCCGGGCCACUGGAAAGGGCGCUUGCAUAGUGACGACGUUCGCAAGGACUUUGCCGUGCUGUACCAGAUGAAGAUCGUCAUCUUUUUGGAAGAGAUCCUCAGCAUGAUCUUCACGCCAUUUAUCCUCUGGUUCAGCCUGCCCAAGUGCAGUGACCGUCUCAUCGAUUUCUUCCGGGAAUUUACCGUGCACGUCGAUGGAAUGGGGUAUCUGUGCUCCUUUGCGGUGUUCGACUUCAAGAAGGGCACCAACGUGAUCUCCCAGGGGGAUACUGGUCGGCGCGAACCCGCACGGCAGGACCUUCGCGCCGACUAUUUCUCAACCAAGGAUGGCAAAAUGCUUGCUUCUUACUACGGGUUCUUGGAUAACUACGGUGCUAACCCUCGCGGCGCCCACCCCUCCAGCAAGCGCCAGUUCCAUCCUCCUCCCACUUUCCCAACUCUGGGAUCACCGUCGGCCAUUGAGAUGGGCAACUUCGGCGAUCGACUCGAUCAGACGCUGCUGCGGCAGGGCCCGGCAGCUGGGCUAAUGGGCCAGCAAUCUGCGUUUGGUGCACCUCGGUUCGGGCCUACAGGCAUGGGCGACCAUGCCUCCCCGGCACCGUCCAUCCUGCUUGACCCGCAUCAUCAGCCGUCGGCGUCAGGGUUCCGUUCAACACACCGCACUAAUAUCUAUCCGCGCUAUAGGGCCUCGCGACCGCCUCCCACCAUUUCCGACCCCAUCGAAGAUGAAGACCCUCCGGCAGUCCAGGCUCACGGAGCUGUCAAGUCACCGGCUGCGGCUGGGUCGAGCGGGGGUCGCAUUGGUAGGAGUGACAGUAACUUGGGGGAUUCCUGGCGGAUGAACUUGAUGGGAGAAGGGGACGAGGACGAAGAUGAGGGAGGGGACAACGUCGACGCUCUUGCUGGAGGAGCGGGCGUGCUGGGACUCAUUCAGCAGUUCCAACGGGUAAACAAGGACAACCGGGGACGCACGACGGUUGGUAUAUAACUGGGGAAACGUAUGGGGGGAGUGCGAAAUCUUUUGUCUAUGCCUCUGUACAGUAGGAAUUCCUGACUACGGGAGGCCUUGGGAUCAUAGCCCCGACAGUCAUUGGAGAGGCACGGACGCUGUAGUAGAAACCUAGU